AGCCGGGGUGGAGGUAACACAGCCGGUGAUGGCGGCUGUAUCACGACGCUUCUUCCCUCGCGCGCCAACAUCGAAUCUCCCGCCAAAGUAUCCGACGUUUUAGCGCGCAGUACAAGAAGUUACUUUAAACAUUCUCUUCUAAAUCAUUAAAAAUAUAAACAAUGGCAGAAGACACUCCAGUAGACAGUCCCAAGCGCAAGCGUGGACGUCCCCCAAAGCCAGAAAGUGAGAAGGUUGUUGCUACUAAACGCAAAUCCACUGAAGCUGAUGGUGCUAGCACUCCAAAGAGAGGCAGAGGUCGCCCAAAGGGUAGCAAAAACAAAGGGAAGAAGGGUGCCACAGGAAAAGGCUCGGGAAAGCGUGGGCGUCCUGCAAAGAAUGCUGCCAAGGAAGAUGCCUCUGAAGAAUCUGCUGAAGAAGCAGAGUAAAUUUUAGUGAAAUUAAAGGCCACCAUCACACCCCUACAUUGGCUGCCUUUAAAAUACGGAUUUAAACCUUAUCCAUCAUAGGAUACAUUUGAUAUACUGUACAAUCUGCCUGCAGUGCAUGGUAACUGGAAUAAUUUUUCCAGUGGUCAUAUAUAAGUGUUAGAGCAGCUCAUGUAUUCCCUAGUAGUAUUUCAUGUGCUUCAGUAAUGCCUAAAUGUCUUUGUACUUCCAAAUAGCUUAAAAGUACCUAUUUUUCUAUAUUUACAUCAGUAAAGGCUUCUUGAGUAGGAAUUAGUUAAGGAACAGCAGGGGUAUGGUGGAUAAGGUAUUGUAA
Cherax quadricarinatus is the source of this 762-nucleotide messenger RNA. RefSeq names its product D1 chromosomal protein (gene D1). Gene Ontology annotation, molecular function: DNA binding. Gene Ontology annotation, biological process: regulation of DNA-templated transcription. The record is from RefSeq and is a predicted model, not a curated record. Gene Ontology annotation, cellular component: chromatin; nucleus. Lineage: Eukaryota; Metazoa; Arthropoda; Malacostraca; Decapoda; Parastacidae.